AUGUCUCAGUCAAACCACACCAAGAACUCACUCCUUGGACUCACCACUUAUUCAGACUCCGAAGAUGACACUCAUUCAGACGACAACUCCAAUGAUACCUAUGACAGGGACUUGAGGGCAGCAUUUGCUGACAGCCGGACCAAUUCACCAUCAAAUUCAUUGCUUCAAUCCAUCGACUCUUUGGACAAAAGCAAACACAAGACGCUUGAAGUGGUCGAUGAGAUCGUGGAUGAAGUGGUGGAUGAGGUCCGUGAGGGCGAUGUUCGGCCCUCCUCUCCGGUCUCUUUCCACCGCUCAUUGUUUGGCAAAAGUGAUGACCAAAUAGUGAUCCCUUCGGAGCCAUCGGAGUUGUGUUCGGAAGCACUUCAGCAGAAGGUCUGUAAAUUGCACUCAAAGAUGACGAUGGGAUCCAAUAUGAACACAAUUAUCCAAAGACGCAAAGACUUCCGCAAUCCCAGCAUUUAUGACAAACUGAUCGCUUACUGCAGUAUCGAUGAAAUGGCCACUAAUUAUCCGCCAAAUCUAUACGACCCGCACAUCUGGACAGAGAAGUCCUUCUACGAAGAGUUGGCCAAAAGGCAGAAGGAAGACAUGGAGCGCAGGGAACGGGACCGACGGGACAGGACUAAAGUGGAGUUCAUUUCGGGCACUAAGAAGGGACAGACCAGUGAUGGCAUGGAAUCGGCCAAAAAGAAGAGCAAAUGGGAUCUGCCGGCUGUGGCCAACGCACCCACCGCUCCACCACUCAGUCUAAUGCGACCUCAGGUUGUCAUACCUGUCACUGCGGCCACCGGUACUAAACCCACUGUUAUCUCAGCCUUCGGUACAAUUAGCAAGAAAUCCAAAUAA
Molecule: messenger RNA, 849 nt
Organism: Oppiella nova
Lineage: Eukaryota; Metazoa; Arthropoda; Arachnida; Sarcoptiformes; Oppiidae
Source: the annotation of a GenBank genome assembly